AAAAUAACCACUAAACAUUAAUGAUUUUGCACUAAACUCAACUCAACUCAAACCUAAAACGAAAGAACAUAAAACUGUAUAGUGCAUCUGGACCAUAUAAUUUCUAAGGCAGACACAAAUAAUUUCCAUAGAAAUGUUAAAUACUGCUUUGUUUGUUAAUAAUACAUUACCAGUAUUUUGUCAAACCUUCAGAAGAUACCUAAACAACAAUGUGGCUAGUAUUACAAAGGUUCACAGAGAUAUUUAUACAAGAAUGUAUCCCACUAUAGUCGUUCUUUCUGAUGGAUCUUCAAUAAAUAUCAGAUAUCAUGAACCCAGGCGAAUAAUAAAGUUACCUUUGGAUUUAUCUGAAUUGUCUGAAGACGAAAGAAAGGCUAGACUAGAGAAAAGGAAGCCUAAAAAGAAGGUCAAAAUAACAGAUGACAUUCAAGAUGAUUUUAAUGCAAAGAAGUAUUUGAAAUAUUUAAAGAAAUAACUGUGUAAAGUUCUUUAUUAGUAUAUAGUAACAUUAUUUAGUUAGUAAAUAAAUAAUUAUACAAUAU
Manduca sexta (tobacco hornworm) is the source of this 542-nucleotide messenger RNA. It is a transcript of the gene mRpL55, whose product is annotated as 39S ribosomal protein L55, mitochondrial. The transcript has 2 exons. The record is from RefSeq and is a predicted model, not a curated record. Bases 134 to 475 code for a protein of 113 amino acids. Gene Ontology annotation, biological process: translation. Gene Ontology annotation, molecular function: structural constituent of ribosome. Gene Ontology annotation, cellular component: mitochondrial large ribosomal subunit. Lineage: Eukaryota; Metazoa; Arthropoda; Insecta; Lepidoptera; Sphingidae.